Molecule: messenger RNA, 8977 nt
Organism: Anguilla anguilla (European eel)
Lineage: Eukaryota; Metazoa; Chordata; Actinopteri; Anguilliformes; Anguillidae
Gene: hcfc1b
Product: host cell factor C1b
Exons: 28
Coding region: 209-6169 (1986 amino acids)
Biological process (GO): chromatin remodeling; regulation of DNA-templated transcription
Cellular component (GO): histone methyltransferase complex
Molecular function (GO): transcription coactivator activity; protein binding
Source: RefSeq, a predicted model, not a curated record
GUUUUAGUCAGCUGCCCGCCAUUUAUGUUGAGGGCCAAGGCAACGGAGGUGGCAGCAGCAUCUUGUUUUUUGGUUGUCAAGAAGAUGGCGGCUUCCUGAAAGGCAUGAGAGGAGGUAGCUACUUCUUAACAAACCGAAAUCGCCGGGGUUAACUUCUCAAAGUCCCAUUAUCAAGACGUUUUGCACAAGAUAACUCGAAAGGUAGGAAAUGUCUUCUCCUGGUUCCACGGGAUCUGGGACCACCGGUUCGGUCCUGCAACCACGAUGGAAGCGAGUGUUGGGUUGGUCCGGUCCCGUCCCUCGACCUCGUCACGGACACAGAGCGGUUGCUAUCAAAGAGUUGAUGGUUGUAUUCGGGGGUGGCAAUGAAGGAAUUGUGGAUGAAUUACACGUCUAUAAUACAGCCACCAACCAGUGGUUCAUCCCCGCGGUGCGUGGUGACAUCCCGCCCGGGUGCGCUGCGUACGGGUUUGUGUGCGAUGGCACCCGGCUGCUGGUGUUCGGCGGCAUGGUGGAGUAUGGAAAAUACAGCAACGACCUGUACGAGCUGCAGGCUAGCCGAUGGGAGUGGAAGAGGCUGAAGCCCAAGGCUCCCAAAAAUGGCCCCCCUCCCUGCCCCCGUCUGGGCCACAGUUUCUCUCUGGUGGGCAACAAGUGCUACCUGUUCGGAGGGCUGGCCAACGACAGCGAGGACCCCAAAAACAACAUUCCCAGGUACCUGAACGACCUGUACAUCCUGGAGCUGCGCGCGGGCUCGAGCGUGGUGGGCUGGGACAUCCCCAUCACCUACGGCGUGCUGCCGCCGCCGCGGGAGAGCCACACCGCCGUGGUCUACACCGAGAAGACCAGCAAGAAGUCCCGUCUGGUCAUCUACGGCGGCAUGAGCGGCUGUCGCCUCGGCGACCUCUGGACCCUCGACAUCGACACGCUCACCUGGAACAAGCCGUCAGUCAGCGGCACAGCACCGCUGCCCCGGAGUCUGCACUCCGCCACCACCAUCACCAACAAGAUGUACGUGUUUGGGGGAUGGGUUCCCCUGGUGAUGGAUGACGUGAAGGUGGCCACACACGAGAAGGAGUGGAAGUGUACGAACACGCUGGCCUGUCUGAACCUGGACACCAUGGCGUGGGAGACGGUUCUCAUGGACACUCUGGAGGACAACAUCCCGAGAGCUCGGGCAGGACACUGCUCCGUCGCCAUCAACUCCCGGCUGUACGUGUGGAGCGGCCGGGACGGCUACCGCAAGGCCUGGAACAACCAGGUGUGCUGCAAGGACCUGUGGUACCUGGAGACGGAGAGGCCGCCGGCGCCGUCGCGGGUGCAGCUGGUGCGCGCCAACACCAACUCCCUGGAGGUGAGCUGGGGCGCGGUCUCCACGGCCGACAGCUACCUGCUGCAGCUGCAGAAGUACGACAUCCCCGCCGCCGCCGCUGCCACCUCGCCGGCCCUCAACGCCACGCCCUCGCUGCCCGGCAACUCGCCCAAGAGCCCCGCCCCCGCCGCCGCCGCGCCCUCCGCCCAGACGCUGCCGCUCUCCGGCAUCACGCUCGUGCCCCAGGUGGGCUCCCCGACCACCGUCAUGCCGGGGAGUCCGCUGGCCGCCAGCACCGCCCGCGGCCCAGCUAUUCUGAAAGUGGCGGCUCCGCACUCCGCUGCUGGGACGUCCAUCGUCACUGUGCGCCAGGCUAACCCGGCCGGGAAAUCCCCCGUCACUGUGACAUCACUUCCUGCUGGCGUCCGCAUGGUGGUGCCUGCUCAGAGCACCCAGGGGACGCCAAUCGGUAGCAGCCCUCAGAUGAGUGGCAUGGCCGCGCUGGCGGCGGCUGCCGCGGCCACACAGAAGAUCCCGCCCUCUUCCGCGCCCACGAUGCUGAACGUGCCCGCGGGCGCCACCAUCGUGAAGACCAUGGCCAUGACCCCCGGCUCCACCAGCCUGCCAGCGACAGUCAAAGUGGCAUCGCCUGUUAUGGUGAGCAACCCGGCCACCCGCAUGCUGAAGACGGCGGCGGCGCAGGUGGGCACCUCGGCCGUGUCGACGCCCAACACGCCCACGCGCCCCAUCAUCACCGUGCACAAGUCCGGCACCGUCACCGUGGCCCAGCAGGCCCAGGUGGUCACCACCGUGGUGGGCGGAGUCACCAAGACCAUCACCCUGGUCAAGAGCCCCAUCGGCAUGGGUGGGAGCGGCACGCUGAUCUCCAAUCUGGGGAAGGUGAUGUCCGUGGUGCAGACCAAGCCGGUGCAGACCUCCGCCGUGACCGGCCAGGCCUCCACCAACCCCGUCACCCAGAUCAUACAGGCACUCUCUUCUCAGACAAAGGGCCCCCUCCCAGCCGGCACCAUCCUGAAGCUGGUGACCUCCGCAGACGGCAAGCCCACUACCAUCAUCACCACCACCCAGGCCGGGGGCACGGGCAGCAAGCCCACCAUCCUGGGCAUCAGCAGCGUGUCGCCCACCACCACCACCAAGCCGGGCACCACCACCAUCAUCAAGACCAUCCCCAUGUCGGCCAUCAUGACCCAGCCGGGGGCGACAGCAGGGGUAACCAGCAGCCCGGGGAUGAAGUCGCCCAUCACCAUCAUCACCACCAAAAUGAUGACCUCUGGUACUGGGACGCCCGGCAAGAUCAUCACUGCGGUGCCCAAACUGGGUACCGGGCCUGGCCAGCAGGGGGUGACACAGGUGGUUUUGAAGGGGGCACCUGGUCAGCCAGGUACCAUUCUGCGCACAGUACCCAUGGGUGGGGUACGCCUGGUUACCCCGGUAACCGUCUCUGCCGUCAAGCCCACCGUAACCACGCUUGUCGUCAAGGGAACAACAGGUGUGACCACUCUCGGGACCGUGACGGGCACAGUGUCCACCAGCCUCGCGGGGGGUAGCGUGGCCAGUGCCAACGCUUCCCUGGCGACCCCCAUCACCACCCUGGGCACCAUCGCCACCCUGUCCAGCCAGGUCAUUAACCCGGCUGCCAUCACCGUGUCAGCAGCACAGACCAGCCUGACCGCCGCCUCUCCGCUCCCGACGCCCACCAUCACCAUGCAGUCGGUGAACCAGCCCACGCAGGUGACCCUGAUAACCACCCCCAGCGGGGUGGAGGCGCAGCCCGUUCAGGACCUGCCCGUGUCCAUCCUGGCCUCCCCCACCUCCGAGCAGCCGUCCGCCACCGUGGCCGAGGCGGGGGCCGGGGAGAUGCCCGGCACCGUCACUCUGGUGUGCUCGAACCCGCCCUGCGAGACCCACGAGACUGGCACCACCAACACCGCCACCACCGCCAGCGCCAACAUGGGGGUGCAGCGCGUCUGCUCGAACCCCCCCUGCGAGACCCACGAGACUGGCACCACCAACACCGCCACCACCGCCAGCGCCAACAUGGGGGUGCAGCGCGUCUGCUCGAACCCGCCCUGCGAGACCCACGAGACUGGCACCACCAACACCGCCACCACCGCCAGCGCCAACAUGGGCGUGCAGCGCAUGUGCACCAACCCGCCGUCGGAGACCCACGAGACGGGCACCACCAACACCGCCACCACCGCCAGCGCCAACAUGGGAUCCGACCAGAUGGGCACUGUCCAGAGCAAGACGGAAUCGCAGUCUCCCUCUUCCUCCUCCUCCUCUUCCCCUCCGGCCUCCGCCACCGGGUCCUCCGGAGGGGGCGGCGCCCCUGGGGUCCUGCGGCCCGAGAACCUGCGGACGGGCACCACGUACACCUCCACCACCGCGCGCUCCAACAUGGGCUCGGACCAGACGGGCACGGUGCAGAGCUCCCGCUCCGCCCAGGAGAAGCCGUCCUACAGCAGCAGCGCCGCCUGCCCCAUCUCGCAGACCCCGCCCGCGGAGAAGGGCGAGGGGCCCCAGGUCUGCUCCAACCCCCCCUGCGAAACGCACGAGACGGGCACCACCAACACCCCCACCCAAGCCUCCUCCAGCAUGGGGGCCAAUCAGUCUGGGACGGUGCAGAGGGUCUGCUCCAACCCCCCCUGCGAAACCCACGAAACUGGCACCACCAACACCCCCACCCAAGCCUCCUCCACCAUGGGGGCUGAUCAGUCUGGGACGGUGCAGAGGGUCUGCUCCAACCCCCCCUGCGAAACCCACGAAACUGGCACCACCAACACCCCCACCCAAACCUCCUCCACCAUGGGGGCUGAUCAGUCUGGGACGGUGCAGAGGGUGUGCUCCAACCCCCCCUGCGAAACCCACGAAACUGGCACCACCAACACCGCCACCACCGCCACAUGCAGCAUGGAGAGUGGAGAGGGCACAGCUCAACAGAGUGGUGACGGUACACAAGGGGACGGAGGCGCCCCCUCAGAGGUCCCAACGCAGUCCACCACCCCGACGGAAGCCCCCAAUCCCACGACGCAAAGCAGGGCCAUCACAACCGUCACCCAGGCAACGCCCGCGCCAGGACCCUCAGUGCCAUCGAUCUCCUCCAUCACGGAGGCGUCGGGCGUGGCGCACGAGGACGGCGGCGAGAUGGCGGCGCUGCAGGCGGGCGACCCGGCGGCGGGCGGGCCGAUGCAGGCCGGCGGCCAGGACGCGGCCGGCGCCGUCGCCGCGGCAGCAGCAGCGGAGGCGGGAGAGCCCAUGCAGACGGAGUGCGCGGCCGAGCUGGGAGAAGCCGCCGCCGUCGCCGCCGUGGCGAUGGAGGAGGGCGAGGCCACCACGGUGCUUCAGGUGCAGGUGGAGCAGCUGCCCACCGCCAUGGAGACCCAGCCCAGCCAGGAGGAGCAGGAGAUGGAGCAGGGAGCAGUGGCAGGCACUGCCCAGGACUCGGAGCCGCUGACCCUGCCCCAGGAGCUGAUGUCCGAGGGGCAGCCCGCCACCCUGAUGGUGACGGGCCUCACCCCCGAGGAGCUGGCGGUGACGGCGGCGGCUGAGGCCGCUGCCCAGGCCGCCGCCACGGAGGAGGCCCAGGCGCUGGCCAUCCAGGCCGUCCUGCAGGCGGCGCAGCAGGCUGUCAUGAAUGAAGGAGACUCGGGCCACGACCAGCAGCCCACCACCAUCCCCAUCGUGCUGACCCAGCAGGAGCUGGCCGCCCUGGUGCAGCAGCAGCAGCAGCUGCAGGAGGCGCAGGCCCAGGCGCAGGCGGCGGCGGCGGCAGCAGCAGCGUCCGCGGCGGCAGCGGCGGCGGCGGCCGCCCAGCAGCAGCAGCAGCAGCAGCAGCAGCAGCAGGCCAGCGCCCAGGCGGCCCUGCCCACCGAGGGCCUGGCGCCCGCCGACAGCCUCAACGACCCCGCCUCCGAGAGCAACGGCCACAACGAGAUGGCGGCCGCCGUCACCAGCGCCGUGGCCCGGCUGCUGCCCGGCACGUCGGCCGAGACCUUGGCCCCAUCCAGCACUUUCGCUCCAGCGCAGCCCAUGGUGGUGGCCAGCCCAGCCAAGAUACAGGCGGCCACCGCGCUGGCCGAGGUAGCCAAUGGCAUCGAGUCUGCCGCGGGGAAGCAAGGUCCCACGCCAGCCAUGGCCAAGCCGCCCGUGAAGAAAGAGAGCCAGUGGUUUGACGUCGGCGUCGUCAAAGUGACGAACAUGGUCGUCACGCACUACUACCUACCGGGCGACGAUUCGCCCCCUGUUGACGAGGACUCCCCGGCCGUCCCGGACUACAGCCAGAUGAAGAAGGUGGAGCUCCAGCCGGGCACCGCCUACAAGUUCCGCGUGACGGGCAUCAACGCCUGCGGCCGCGGGGCCUACUCGGAGAUCUCCGCCUUCAAGACCUGCCUGCCGGGCUUCCCCGGAGCGCCCUGCGCCAUCAAGAUCAGCAAGAGUCCGGACGGCGCUCACCUGACCUGGGAGCCCCCGUCGGUGACCUCGGGGAAGAUCAUCGAGUACUCGGUGUACCUGGCCAUCCAGAGCGCGCAGGCCGGGGAGCAGAAGGCCUCCACCCCGGCGCAGCUGGCCUUCAUGCGCGUGUACUGCGGGCCCAGCCCCUCCUGCCUGGUGCAGUCCUCCAGCCUGUCCAACGCCCACAUCGACUACACCACCAAGCCCGCCAUCAUCUUCCGCAUCGCCGCGCGCAACGAGAAGGGCUACGGCCCCGCCACGCAAGUCCGAUGGCUCCAGGAAUCCAGUAAAGAUGGAUCCGCAGCUAAACCCGCCACAAAAAGACCAGUCUCUUCUCCUGACGGGAAAGCCACCGGUCCAAAGAAGGCGAGGUCAGACCAGUGAGAGAGGGGCUCCCUCUGUCCUUCUCCCCUAAUGAGGACUAUGACUGAACCCAUCUUCCCUAAUCAUCAUCCACCCCAACAACACACCACAGCCUCAGCUGAAUUCCAUCAGCCAUCUUAAAUGGUCAAACGGCAGCAAAAGUAACAACAACAACAAGAGAAAAAAAAGAUUAACCUAAAAUUUGAGACAAACAGGCCCUGACUGGGCACUGUGGUGCCAUGGACGCCUUCUCAAUCUGUUAUUUUUUAUUUUUAUUUUAUUAAUACUGCUUCUUCAUGGGCAAACAAAUGAAAGCACAUUUUUAUUUUCUUUUUUAUUUUCUUUUUUUUUUUUUGCUUUAUUCUCAAUAUUUUUCUGUCAAACCUAAACUGCAGCAUUCAGACAAAUGAAUUGCAUUUAGUAGCUUGUCGUAUAUUCCCCUUAUCUUUUUUUUUUCCUGGCUUGUGUUAACACAAGAACAGUUGAGUAGAAAUGAUUACAACUUUGCUGAUAGUCAGAUAGCCCUGUUUUUGAUAAGUCUUGAGUAAAGCGAUUGAGGUUUGGUUAGAAGGAUAAGCUGAAAUGCGUUCAAAUGGGUGGAUUCAUCAAAAAUGGAAAACACAUGGCACUUCACAUUAAGGGGAUGCUUUCCAGAGGAAAAGACUAGCUUCAUUAGAGAGAGAGAGGAAAAAAAAAAAAAGAAAUUCGAAAUAGGCACCAAACUGGACUGUCUCCUUGUUCUGUUGCAUCACUGUGCGCUUGUACCUUGGUGAAAGAGAAGAGCAGAUCAUGGAUGAUCUCAUGUGAAGCGGACGAAGAAAGGACUUAGGUUUGCGUAGAUUCAGAGACUAGAGUAGAACUGAGACUUUUGCCGCACGUUAAGCAAAUCUUGUUUAAAAAAAGGAAAAAAAAAAAAAAAAAAAACCACGAAAAAACUUCCCAAAAAAUUAGCAAGCGGUGAUGCAGAGAAGUUCUGCGUGUGGUUUAUUUUUGUAUUUUUUAAAGCUUUUUUCCUUGUGUGUAUGUGUGUACUUGAGUGCAUUUUUUUAAACCUCACUUUUGUCAUUUACUCUUUGUUCCCUGUUUAACCCCCUAUAGUUUUCAUGUGUUUGUGGGAAGAGGUUAUGGUGGCGUUGAGAGAGCCACAGUACUUUUUUUCUUUUCUUUUUUUUUUCUUUUUUUUUUUUUUUUUAAAUCUUGGAUCGAUUAAUUGUUUGUACUUGUUGUAUCAGAGGAAAUUAAAAAGAAAUGACUUUUUGUAUUUGUUUCGAAGAGAAUGGCAAACGAUGUGGGACUGAGUACCCAGGGAGAGGAGGGCUUUUUUGCUUUGUUUACUUAACCUUUCGACGCUUGUAUUCUUUAGUGUACGCCAAAACUGGACAUUAAAGCAAUCUUUCGCAGAAAACACACACACAUCCUCCUCUCCUUUCGUUCUCCCUCCAAACAGCCCCCUUUACCAAUCCGUAGUUUCAGUACAGUACAUUUUUAGAAGCUAUGGAGUCAGAUUUUUUCCUAACUUGUUUUAGAAAGUUGCAAGAAAUAAAAAAAAAAAUAAAAUAAAAUAGGAAUGUUCUUCCCUGACAGUUGAGAGAAAUGUCUACGGAAAAUGUUAAGAUAACGAUUUGCAUUAGUUUGGGGCUCAACAUUUUGCAGAUGACGUGACGAAGAGGUGGAAGUUUGUGUGUAAUGUGACGAAGAAAUGUUACCUGAAGAAUGAGUUGUACGUCUUUUUGAAUUGGGGGGGAAGUCACGUUUUUGUUGUUUUUGGCAGUAGGGAUUGGGUGGGUUACAAGAAUUAUUGGCAUUGCCAGAGUUUGGGCUCAACUGUAAAUUGGUUCCUUCAUAUAGCAAGAAAAAAAAAAUCUUGGCUUUUUUAUAAUUAUCUGUAACAAGUUUUUACAUGUUGGUCAUCUCUUGCUUUUUGUCUUGACAUAUAAAAGAAACAGAAAUAUCUGUCUCCCUGCUCAGUUAUCUUUCUUUUCUUUCUUUUUUUUUUUUUAAAGAAUUUGACCCAUUUCUUCACCAUUUUAGAAGGUUGAGGAAAUAGAGGAAGCAGUUUAAUAUUCAUGGAAUUGGAUCAUUUAAACCAUUAAAUUCUAAAUGGUCUAAAGCAGCUACAGUAUUAGAUUGAAAUGCAGCGAAUGCUGGGUGUUGGGUCUGAUCGCAGGAACGCAUACAUGAUUUCCAAACCGAUUCUCCAUUUCCUUGUGGAAAGUGUAAAUAAUCAUCUCGUAUAUUUGUCUAUUGUCAAAGAUUGAGGUAUUCAGGAAUUUAAAUCCCUUUCGAUUCUGUGGAAACGCAAUUUUUAAACUGGUUUUAUCUUCAGGUUAUAAACUGUCACUCUUGGGAAGGGGAGAAAAUUUAAAAAUAUGAACAACCCUGUGGCGAGAGAAGCCCGUAAUUUGAAAGAGUCGGCACUUCUAAGCUCCCGGUCGUCGUGUGCAAUUAUACGUCACACGCGAGAUUUGGGAACGCGGGUUUUGACAUGAUGUGUAUUUCGAUAGUUGGCGCCCAAACGUUGCUCUUCGACUGCGAGUUGUAUAAAAGGCAUUAAUAUAAGUUCAUGUUAUUCUUGUGCUGUGCUUAUACCUGUGUCCUGUCCCUCUUCCAUCAGUAGUCAAUGUUUUUUGCAGGUCGUCGGUCUUCAAGUGUCAACUUGGUUUAUACUUGUACUCAAGAUAAGUUGGCAGUGAUGUUGUCAGGUGUACUGAGCAUUUUUGUAGUGUGAAAAUUAGUAUGUUAAAAAAAAAUGUGUUAUCUGGUUUUAGGAAUUACAUUCAAAAUAUCGUUUACGAAUACUAUGAAAUAAUAAAAACGGCCAUCUUUGAA